Messenger RNA from Coniosporium apollinis CBS 100218, 1569 nucleotides. RefSeq lists its product as uncharacterized. Bases 1 to 1569 code for a protein of 522 amino acids. The transcript is spliced from 2 exons. Gene Ontology annotation, molecular function: diacylglycerol O-acyltransferase activity. Gene Ontology annotation, cellular component: endoplasmic reticulum membrane. The record is from RefSeq and is a predicted model, not a curated record. Gene Ontology annotation, biological process: triglyceride biosynthetic process. Lineage: Eukaryota; Fungi; Ascomycota; Dothideomycetes.
AUGUCUCUCAACUCCGAUUACGAACUGCCGCCCAACACCUACCUCGAAGCUGCCGUGCAAGACCCCAAUGGCAUACUACCCAUUCCGCUCGAUGUGCCGAAGCCCAACGGUACGCACAAGCCUUCGGAAUCCGAACCGGUCACCAAUGGCAGCUUCGACACGAUAGAGGAGCAGCUGCCUGAGCCCCAGCCGGAGCCGGUAGACUCGAAUGGCUCGCUCACCAAUGGCGAGUCUCACACACCGAACGAGUAUAUUGGAGCAGGCCUCGAUUACCUUCCCAGGAGCCCCACGCGCAAGGGACACAGCAGAAGGAGUUCAAGACAACACAGCAGUCCCAAGCAUGAGCGGCAUGAGAAGGAGUCGUCCAAUGAGAACAACAUCGUCUACGAGAAGUUUGAGGAUAAAGCCGGAGACCGGCUGAUGAGUGUCAAACCAGACGACGACUGGGAGAAAGCGCUCCGACUCGAUAAGAAAGAGAGGAAGCCCCAGUCACAAGCAGGCAAGGACAAGCUCGCCAGCGGCCGUCAAGCGGGAACAGGAUGGGACCGCAGCGCCAUCCGCUUUGCGCCCCUGAACAUUCCCCUCAAGCGCCGCCUCCAAACCCUCGCCGUCCUCCUCCACACCCUCAGCAUCGCUCUCAUGCUCACCACCUUCUUCCUGCUCUGCUCAAUCCCCCUCCUCUGGCCGCUCCUAAUCCCCUACCUCCUCUUCUGCCUCUUCAGCCGCGCCCACACCUCCGGCGAGCUCUCCUACCGCUCGGAGCGCAUGCGUCGACUUCCAUGGUGGUCCCUUUUCGCGUCCUACUUUCCCGCGCGUCUGCACCGCACCUGCCCGCUCCCGCCAACCCGCAAGUACAUCUUCGGAUACCACCCGCACGGCAUCAUCUCCCACGGUGCCUUCGCGGCCUUCGCAACCGAGGCAUUGGGUUUCGGUCAGCUGUUCCCGGGUAUUACGAACACGCUGUUGACGCUCGAUAGCAACUUCAGGGUCCCGCUAUAUAGGGACUACGCCCUGCGCCUGGGCCUCGCGUCCGUGAGCAGGGAGAGCUGCGAGAACCUUCUAAGCCGUGGCGGCCCGAACGGCGAAGGCAUGGGCCGUGCGAUCACGAUCGUGAUCGGCGGCGCGCGAGAGUCGCUCGAUGCGGUCCCUGGGCAUCUGCGUCUUGUGCUCAACAGCCGCAAAGGCUUCGUCAAGCUGGCUAUUCGUCAGGGCGCGGAUCUAGUGCCUGUGCUUGCAUUUGGCGAGAAUGACUUGUAUGAGCAGGUUGAGAAGGAGGAGCAUCCGUGGAUACAUCGGGGGCAGUUGAUGGUGAAGAAGGCGUUGGGGUUUACGGUGCCGCUGUUUCAUGCGAGGGGAGUGUUCAACUAUGAUGUUGGCAUGAUGCCGUAUCGACGGCCGGUCAAUAUUGUGGUCGGUAAGCCGGUUAAGGUGAUCAGGCAGGAGAGGCCGGAGCAGGCAUAUGUGGAUCAGGUGCAUGAGAGGUAUGUGGAGGAGCUGGUGGGGAUUUGGGACCAAUGGAAGGAUACAUUUGCGAGGGAUAGACAAGGUGAGUUGGAGAUUGUGGAUUAG